CAUGCAGUCAGCAUAUUGCUGGAUCGAGAUUCUAGUUCAAGAUAAUUCUCCUGGGCAAGCGGCGGGUUUGGAGCCGUUCUUCGACUUCAUUGUUUCAAUCGGGAAUACUCGAUUGGACAAGGAUAAUGAUACAAUGAAAGAGAUUCUUAAGCAGCAUGUUGAAAAACCUAUAGAAUUGACGGUUUACAAUAGUAAAACGCAAACCGUUCGGCAGACAACUGUCGUACCUUCUGAAUUAUGGGGAGGACAAGGUCUUUUGGGAGUUUCCAUUCGAUUUUGUUCAUUUGAUGGUGCUAGUCAGCAUGUAUGGCAUGUAAUCUCUGUUCAGCCGAACUCGCCUGCCUCAAUUGCUGGGCUUCAGUCGAAUACAGAUUAUAUUCUUGGCGCAGAAAGUGUGUUGAACCAAGCAGAUGACCUUAUUGCCCUUGUACAGGCAAAUGAAGGCAAACCAUUGAAACUGUACGUCUACAAUGUUGACAGCGAUGUUGUCAGAGAGGUAAGUCUGACACCGAACUCAGCCUGGGGAGGAGAAGGCUGCUUGGGUUGCGAUAUUGGAUACGGAUAUCUUCACCGAAUUCCGAUAUCUGUGGAUCGCUCAAAAUCGCCUAUUCCACCUCCGGUCAUCGCACAACAACCAGCUAAGUUGCCGCAACCAGGUAACACAGGAAUUCCACAAAUUGAUCAGGUACUUGACCAAUCCUUUGAGUAAUG
Cylicostephanus goldi is the source of this 711-nucleotide messenger RNA. The record is from the annotation of a GenBank genome assembly. NCBI's taxonomy places the organism in Eukaryota, Metazoa, Nematoda, Chromadorea, Rhabditida, Strongylidae.